CUGGUGGGAUGGUGCGGAACCAAGAUGGAUCAGAGUUGCAAUUGCCCGACACAGUCGUCACAACUGCACUUGUCCCCACCGAGAGCACCACCAUAUUCCCUCCACGCAUGAUCAUGACCUCCAACGUCAGUCUCGCGCCCGCCCAGAUCCAGACGUCGCAACUGUCGGCGGCAGGACCGCAGCAGUCGCACUUCAACUCGCCUCGCGGCAGCGACACAGCCAGCCGUCAAUCACCCACGUUCCAAACGGUCGUAUUCUCCCGCAAAACAACGCAGCACGGUCCCGACGGCGAAAUCACAGACGCUUUCAAGCGAAAGCUCCGCGACCAAGAACCGUCGGCCCAGCCGCCGUCCCCCCUCGCGAGCCUCGUGCACCAGACCGAUCGCCACGGCAAACAUAGCCCCCACCCCCACCAGGACGCGCUCAAAGUCAAGCCCACGACGUCGUCUAUCGACACGCGAAACCCACAACAACCCGGCGGCAUUUCCAAACUGUUUGCCAACAUUUGCUCAUGUUUGGGCUUGGCCGAACAACAACAGCAGCAACUCGCGCAGCAACAGCAACAACAACACAUGCAAUACCGAAAGCAGCCGUCGCAGCAUGAAAAGCAAGUCGAAACGCGGCAGGGCCAAGAGGUCCGCCGGAUCAUGUCGACGCCGUUCCCUGGCGACGAAGGCAAGAAGUGUCUUGUGCUCGAUUUGGAUGAAACCCUCGUCCACAGCUCGUUCAAGCCCAUUCCCAACCCAGACUACGUCAUCCCAGUGGAGAUUGAAGGCCAUGUCCACCAAGUGUACGUGGCCAAGCGGCCCGGCGUCGACGAGUUCAUGCGCAAAAUGGCAGAGUUCUACGAGAUUGUCGUCUACACGGCCAGUUUGAGCAAGUACGCCGAUCCAUUGCUGGACCAACUGGACACCCACAAAGUCAUUCGGUUCCGUCUCUUUCGAGAACACUGCGUGCACUACGAAGGUAGCUACGUCAAGGACCUGUCCCUUAUCGACCGAGACAUCAACCAAAGCAUCAUCAUCGACAAUUCCCCCAUGAGCUACCUCUUCCACCCCCGCAACGCCAUCGGGUGCUCGUCGUUCAUCGAUGACAUGGACGACCGCGAAUUGGACUCGAUCACAACCUUCCUCACCGAAAUCCGCGGCGUUGACGACGUCCGCAACUACUGCCACAAGUGGUCUCCGCACAUGUAACCGCUCGACACACAACACACUUCAAUGAAAAUAAUACUUUCAUUAUCGAUCUAUUCUGAGCUGGACCUCCCACACUAUCGUUAGACCUACUUUGGAGCACUUAAAAGCAUAAGUGGACUGGCUAUGCAUGCUUGCC
This is a messenger RNA of Aphanomyces astaci, 1332 nucleotides long. RefSeq lists its product as hypothetical. The transcript is spliced from 4 exons. Lineage: Eukaryota; Oomycota; Saprolegniomycetes; Saprolegniales; Verrucalvaceae. Gene Ontology annotation, molecular function: phosphoprotein phosphatase activity. The coding region runs from base 9 to 1196 and encodes 395 amino acids. The record is from RefSeq and is a predicted model, not a curated record.